Messenger RNA from Dicentrarchus labrax (European seabass), 8965 nucleotides. It is a transcript of the gene snphb, whose product is annotated as syntaphilin b. The coding region runs from base 313 to 3057 and encodes 914 amino acids. Gene Ontology annotation, cellular component: cytoplasmic microtubule; mitochondrion. Lineage: Eukaryota; Metazoa; Chordata; Actinopteri; Moronidae. The transcript is spliced from 7 exons. The record is from RefSeq and is a predicted model, not a curated record. Gene Ontology annotation, biological process: neuron differentiation.
GAUGCUUCCAUCCAUAUACCCUUGUGCCUAUCCUCACGCGGCAGCCAGCCAUCCAGCGCACCUCCUGCAUCCCCCUGGCCCGGCCCCCCCUCUCCUCUCCUCCCCUCCUCCCCGGGUGUGUGAGCCAGGAUCACCGCUCCAAGCAGCGGAGCUCUUGGCGAAGAACCGCAGGGCGAACUGAGGCGAUGGAACCGCGAAAAGACUAACAGCGCCACGGGAAAGGGCGCACAGGCUCUGUGUUGUGCUGAAGAACGGAGAGACACAGUGAGGACAGAAGAAGCUAAAGGUUGCACAAGAGGCUGUUCGGCCCCCAUGUCUGCCCCUGCUCCAGCCAAUCGGAGGUCUGGGUUGGGCUCUCGCCGAUUCAACCCUCUGAAGGCGCUGCAGCCCAAACGCCGCUUGCAGCAAAUACUGGCGUCCUCGCCCGUCCCUGUGCCCAAGCCGGCGUCGGGGACGGCUGUGCCAGGGGCCACGGCACCGGUGGCAAUUCCUGUGCCAGCGCCCCCUGCGUUUGACUAUUGCAGGUUCAUUGAGCUAGACUACGUUCCCAUGGAGACAGGCUAUAUGGUCUCAAUGCGCCCGACUAAAGGCUAUGCAUCGACCAAGUCGCCGACUAAAGGAUGCGCUUCCACCAAGUCUCCAGACCGCCACAGCCGCUCAACAAACUCUCCCUCCACCCCUCGUUCUCGGCGGACACCAGCCGCGCCCAGUAACAGAGAUCCCUAUGGCAACGCCUCCAUCAGCAGUGGCAGCAACUCAGGCUCUUGUAAAGGCAGCGACUGCAGCCCCACCAAAGGACGUCAUCAGAAGUACACGUCAUGUACAGACAACCAUGGUAUCCGGCCCCCUCCACCAGAGCAGUAUCUCACACCCCUGCAACAGAAAGAGGUCUGUAUCCGACACCUGCGGGCCAGGCUAAAGGAAACAAUCAACACUCUGCAAGACAGGGACACAGAGAUAGAUGAGCUGAGAGGCCAGCUCUACAGGAUGCAGGAGGACUGGGUUGAAGAGGAAUGUCACCGUGUAGAGGCUCAGCUGGCCCUGAAGGAGGCACGUCAGGAGAUCCAGCAGCUCAAACAGGCUGUGGACACUGUUCGGGCCAGGCUCAGUGAUGCUGGGGGGCUCAGCGGGGACAUAGGGGUCCAGAAGUAUUUCCAGGACAUCAACACUCAGAAUCACAAGCUUGAGAACCUUUUGCUCAACAUGGAGAUAGCCCAGGCUGGAUUAGCCAAGGAGGGGGAAGCCAUACCAGGCUGCCGGAGCCGUGUUGGGGGUUCAGCACCAGCAUCAGUUUCAGGGGAAAGUCCAGGGGGAAUACCCAAACCAGCAGUAGGAGGGAGGGGUUCUUGCUCCUGUGAUGGUUCCCCAGCCCGUUCUCUGACCCGGAGCUCCACCUACACUAAGCUGAGUGAUCAGGCGCUGGUGGACCGGAAUGGUAAUGGUGCAGACUUUCCUUGUCUGUCUGGUGAUGGCACCCAGGACAGUGGCUUUGUGUGCUGUGGGGAGAGCAGUGUACCCAGCCGGGCCGACCUGCUGCUGGAGGCCGCCUUCCUCUCUGAGGAAACAGCAUCUUUACUCAACUCCUACACACAGACCUUUUCCCACUCUCUGCCCGGCACUCUGCCCCACUCUCUACCCAACUCUCUGCCCCACUCUCUGCCCCACUCUCUGCCCCACUCUCUGCCCCACUCUCUGCCUAACUCUCUACCCAACUCUCUGCCCCACUCUCUGCCUAACUCUCUGCCCCACUCUCUGCCUAACUCUCUGCCUCACACUUACUCCCAUACCUUACCUCAUUCUUUCCCCCACAAUUUGUCCCACUCAGUGCCCCACACUAUGCCACACUCCUCCACCUAUGAGAAGCUGUGCACAGGCGACCGACUGGCACCCUUUCGUUGCGGCCUGGGUGGAGUGGGCUGUAUGAGCCAUCCAUGCCUGUCCCACCACCACCUCUACCUUCACCCCUUGCGGGAAACAGGCAUUCAGACCGAAAGUUGCCCCAUCCCUGCAACAGCAGGUUACCCCUCUGAUCUGGAUACCAUUGCAGAGCAACGCACUUUCCGCUCCCAGGCCUGCAGCCCCACCUCCACCUGGAUGUCUGAUGAGGGAGAGGAAGAGCUGGACUCCGUCACCACCACAACUUCAGUAACCACAGCGACAGUCAUGAGUACAGCCACAGAGCCAAUUCCAGUCUCCAAAACGCCGCUGGUCCCUCCCCUACCACGAUCUGCUACUGUGGCAUGUUCCAUGGAAAGUUCUUUGUGUGAGGGGAAAGAGGGAGUGGAAGAAGAGGAAAAGCAGGAGAAAGAGAAGAGAGAGAAGGAAGCUGUCACAACGGAAAAGCUGGAGGAAACAACAGUGAUAAGACUGGCAGAAGAAGGGCAGCAGAUGCAGAUGGGCUCAAAUGAGUUGGACAUUCAGGGUGCAGUGGAGGAGGCAGAACCAGAAAAACUGUGCAAUUUAGCAGAGACAUCAGCAGGGACAGAUGGUGAGCUUACGUUUGGAGGAUGCUGUGGAGAAGGGAGACAGGUUGGGACAACACUUGAAAACCACCCUGCGGAAGACAGGCAACUAGAGGAUGGUCUAUCGGCAGGCUCAACCCCGGUAGAGGCAGCAGAUCCGAGGCCAAGUCGCCCAAGAUUAUCACCAGAAAUAGAGCAGCCUCACACCUCCCAGCCGAGAUCUAUUUCCCACGAAGAGAUAGCUGGUGUCACUGUAGUUGAGGUCCAUGAUGAGGAUGAUGAUGACGAUGAAACUGAAGAACAAGGCGCCACAGGAAGCGCUGCAGCAGAUGGGGGAGAUCCGUCUGGCUCUGGGACAAUUGAGAAAAGCUACUGGAGCCGUCACUUCCUGGUCGAUCUGCUAGCAGUGGCCAUCCCUGUUGUGCCAACAGUGGCGUGGCUCUGCCGUGGCCCAGUCCGUAGUGGACAGCCAAUGUACCAUAUAGGGUCGCUGCUGCGAGGCUGUUGCACUGUGGCGCUGCAUUCGCUGCGCAGAGGAGGUGGGUUGAGGCAUUACCCCGCAGGCGGGGGAGACCUGGGCGGAUCACUGAUAUGAGGGGAAUCUGUUCAGCACCUCUGUUCUGUUUGGUCCUGCUCCUUAUUGUCUCUCGCCCAUUGGUCCUUGCUGUUGCUACCAAGAUGUCUGCUAACAUUACUGACUUGUGCAAAACUGAAUGAGCUGAUUGAAAUGAAUGAUCUAUGCUUGGAUAUUUAACACACUGAUUGUUUUCUUUUAAAUGCAGGGGAAUGUUCAAGGUUCAUUGAUUUGUCAACUUACCAGUCUGACUCAAUUCUGACAUGUUCAAAUUAUCCUGUAUUGAUGAGCGUGUACAUGAAAUAUGGUAUGUGUAUGUAUGCUCAUUGACCAGUGACUGAGGGCAAAUCCACCCUCAUUCAGAAUUCGCAUGACUGGAGAACGUUUGGGCUUCUCUUUGAGUCUUUGACGUCUUCAAAACUGAAAAGAUGGAGCUUAUCUGCUAUCAACAACGCAGACACAGAACUCAGGUUCACUCUAAGGGUAGAAACACACCAAAACAGACUGCGUCAAGGCAGAACUAUAAGAAUUAUCAAUCAGUCGUGCUGUUAAGCCAAACACAGUGUACUGCAGCUCACAUUGUUGUUUCUGUUCAUGCCAGGCACGUUGUACAGAUUCAGCGUUUCUUUGUCUGAGCCCCCUGCAUUGGCACCCUAGCUCUGCAGCUGGAUUGGCCUCAUUCAAAUGAAUGAUGGUUUGCAUUUUUGCAAGGCUAAAGUCAGUCUGAACAACAUCUCACUGCCCAAACAAUCAACAUCAGUGUUAGAUGAUAGUUAGAAAUUUGUAUUUUAAUCGGUUUGAGCUGUUCCCACAUGGCUACUGUCAAAAGAUCUGUAAACUGAAGUGAACUAAAACAAAGCUGGAUCCAGCAGGCAAUGCCCAGCAACCAAGCCUAACUUCACACCCAAUCUGCCCAAUUCUAAACAAAAGAAAUAAUUGUAUUAAUAAGAUGUGAGGGAUUUGUUGCUUUUACACUGUGUCUGGUGUGUUUCUACUCUGAGAGUAUAUGAUUACAUCUCUAGAACCCAAACAAAGCUGAUGCAAAAACUCAAGAUCAGUGAAUCCUUUUAUCUUCUGUGUGCACAGCGUCCCUCUGGGUAUUGAUUCUGCAGUUAGCCACGGCAGACAUAUUUUCUACUCCUUCUCUAUUUCAACCAUUAAAGGAAUGGUCUGACAUUUUGGGCACAUGCUUAUAUGCUUUCUUGCAGAGUUUGAUGAGAAGAUCGAUGCCACUCUCAUGUCUUUACACUAAAUACGAAGCUACUGCGAGAAGGUGAUUAGCGUAGCUUAGCAUAAAGACUGGAAGCAGGGAAAAACAGCUAGCCUGGUUCUGUCCCAAAUUCACCUACUAGCACCUCUAAAGCUUACGAAUUAAAUUAAAUCUUGUUUAAAUUGUACGCAACCAAAGUGUAAGACUCAUUGUGUUUUUUUGCAGGAAGCUACGUACUGGAACUCUUUCUUCCCUCAUAGGACCAGUGUGUAGAAUUUAGUGGCAUCUAGCAGUGUAGUUGCAGAUUGCAGCUCCUUCGCUUCACCUUCCCCUUGUAAAUAAUGCGAAUGCCCCUAUUUAGAGCCAGGGUUUGGUUUGUCCCUUCUGGGCUACUGUGGAAACAUGGUGGACUCCAUGGAAGGCAGGUCUGUAGAUAUAAACAGCUAACUAUAGCUAAAAUAAAAUUUUUCUCUACUAUUUUCAAUUUCUGCCAAUAGAUCCUCCUAAAUGUUACACACUGGACCUUUAACAACAGCUCUCAGCCACUUUGUUUGUGUUGUCUCUUUUUUUAACAUAUUUUCAUCACAGCCUUUGUUCUUUGGUUUCAGGCUACAAGAGAGAGUAAUAAGACAACAUGGACAUAGGGGUGUCGCAAUAUACUAUUGUUAAAGAUAAUUGUAAUAUUUAAAACUGAAAUAUUCAUAUUGUGUUAACACAUAUAAUAUUGUGUAAAUAAUCCAGUGCUGAUAGCAUUAUUUGUUUAUUUUCUUGAAUUUUCUAUAGAUAUCGCGAUAAUAUCGUAAAUUGUUUUGGCCACGAUAAUCGUGUAGUAAAAAUCUGAAAUCAUGACAGCCCUACGUGGAUAUUAUGUCUUAGGGUGGACUCCUAUACUCACGGUUGGUUAUUGUACCCCUAAACCUUUGUUGGAAGCAACCUCAGCUGAAACUCAAUUUGGGUUAUUUCAUUUCACAUAACACACAUAGGAAAUCCGUUCAUAAAAUCUAAUAGUGAAGUCAUGAUCAAACACUUGUUUGUAGAUACUCACUGGCUCAGUUUGACACUUUGAUGCAGAUCUGAAUGAAGUGAGUUGUGCUCAGUCUGUGCUCUGUGCUGUAUAUUUCUGCUAACUUAAUGUUCUUGUGGUGUAGUUUAAUUGUCACUCUGGUAGUGUGUAUUUCAAGUCCACUGUACAAGAGUUAGUCAGUCACUGCAAAAAAAAGUUAACUUUCUUUUUAUUCUGCAAAGCAUUUCUUGUAAUUGCAUUAUGGAUCAGGAUUGUUUGAAUGUGCUUUUCCAGAGGACUUUGAUGAAAGUGGCAUCUGAUGGCAAUUUAUUCUGUUUGCUGAUGUUUAACUUAUAAAUAAUAAGGGCAAAUAAGCAGCCUGCAACUGUAAAAUCAAAAUACGUCUUGACUUUCAGAGACUCGCGAGCCAAACGUGGAUCGAGAAACACCCCGACACAACCAGCAGAAAUAGUCUGACACCAACUGAAUUGUUCAGUUCUUUGGUGAAGAGAUAAGCAGCAUGAAUCUUUUUGUUCUUACUAUUUGUUUGACAUAUUUUGCACUAUUGUUCACUUUAUGAAUUUUAAGCAAUUACUUGAAGUCGAGAUUGUAUGUGUAUCCAAAGGGUUGUAUGUCCACUGAGUUCUGACUGAUUGGGGUGUUUGCCCUUCCUAAAUCCCGCCCUUUUUUGCUUUGUGCUCCAAUAACAGUUGAGCAAGCCUCUGUCACAACCUCGGUCAACUUCCUCCUUUCCUGUACUGAGAUAUGCUAUGUGCUAGGCUAAUCUACGUUGAAAAGACAAACACAUUUUGAAGAUGGUUAAAAGAUAAAAGAGAGACAUAUAUAUAUAUAAUAUCACAUCUUAAGUUAGCUAAUGUUAGCAAAAAUGGGCGGGACUUAGGAAGGCUCAAUUUAGUUUGACAUUUAGAGUGUUUAAGUGAAACAGGUGACAUGUAACUAAGAUAAUGCAGACAUUUCAGGUAGAUACUUAAAAAUACUACUACAAUAUAUUUAAUAAUUUCUGUGAAUACUGUAAAGCAGCUGCCUUUCAUCCAUGAUAAGAGCUAUUGAUCUCAGCUCUUUACAUUUUGACCACAAUGUGUAUCUACAGGCCAUACAAAAUAAUGGACUUUUAAGUCUAAUGCUGUUGUAAAAAAAAGACACACUGGUAAAGAAUGAGCCGUGUUUAUGCUUCAAAUUAUAUAACUGUCAGACGUCAGUGACAAUCAUGACAAUCCCUGUCUGUGUUUGGGUUUCACUUCAUCGAUCUGAGGGAUCCACAGCGGCGGCACCGGCGGCCAUUAUCAAUGCAUUAAGAGCUGUGAAAAGACUGAGUGAAUGCCUUGGAGACACACGGUCUCUUCUCCGCUUACUUUGCCACAUUUGCUCAUUUUCCUUGUUCUCAUGAGUUGUGUGCACUAGCUAUGUUUCCAUUUCCUGGAACUGUGUGAACUGCUUGACAUGAAGUGGAUUAGGAGGCUAAAACAAUUUCAUGUUUUACAAAAAGCCAUAUAAUCCUGUGGGGGAACAGGUGUGAGAAUGUCGGAGGCAGCCUCCUCCUCUCUAUAUUAUUGUAUUGUGAAAAAAAAUCUCUUAAUAAUGAAAGUCAUGUGAGUGAUAACUGCUGUUUGUCAGCACAAUACUUUGAUUUCAGUCAUUCAGACUCUCAUGCUGUCGUUAAACACAGGCUGCUGCUGUAACAGAUACAGGGUGACAGAGGAAAGAAAGGCCAGAUUUAGUGAACUUGUGAUGUAUAAAGAGGUCCAGGCUUGUUGUGGGUAGCAACAAUCAUCUCAGCCCCUUCAUCUAUCUAUGCACAACACUCUACACUAUAGCUGCAUUAUGUUUUCAUGUAUGUGUGUUUCUGAUAAUUCUAUUACUAAACUGUAGUGCAUUGUUGUUAUAGGUAGUAUUGUUAUACGGAGCUCCCCCAAAGUCCUGAAAGAUGAUUUUUUAAAUUUUGUGUGCGUUGGAUCUUGUGCACAUUAUCUUGUCAGAAGUUUUUAUCUUGGUUGCUAAUAAGAUAAAAACUUGUCACAAUUUGACAUCUUGUGCUCACAAGUUUUUAUUAUGUUCUUCUACGCAAAUAACAUUAUUCUGUAUUCUGUAAGUUAUGUAUCUAAUGUAUCGCUCAUAGUUACCAUUUAAUAUAUUGUGCUCACAAGUUAUUGUCUUGGAAGAAGAUUUAAUGUUGUGUGCACUCGAUCAGUUAAUUCCCAACCACUGUAACACCUGAACUUGUUACAUUACUAGCAAGCAAAGAAUUGAAUAAAUGAUAGCUAAUUUCCAUCUCACUGUAUUUCAACUAUUUAUCCAUAACUUCUAUUAGUAAUGCUUAAAUGGUUAAAUGUGCUACAAGGAAUUUUCAACUGGUUAUGAAACUGUCUCAAUUUAAUACUGAUGCCUCUAUAUGAGCUACAUAAACAAACAAGACCAUCCAAAACAAGAUAUUAGCUAUUUCUAUAUAGUUACUUUUAUUGCAUGACACCGGGUCCGAUUCCCAUUUAAAUCAAUAAAACAAGGUGGUAGAAACACUACUGCUAUUAUCCACAGGGGGCGCCAGAAUCAAAACAAAAUUAAAUUUUCUUAUAGGGGCUUUAAAUAGACAGGUAAAAUGUAUUGAUAUGGUUGAAAUUGUCUAACUUAACGUAAUGGAUAGUUGAAAUAGUGAGCUAAAAGUAUUAAAUGCCAAGUUGUUCAAAUAAUAAUCUGUGCACAAUGUGAAAGAAUGAAGAUAAGUUCUCAGAAGCUGACAAAAUUAAAAAGAAAAUGUCAGGACUUUGGGGCCUCUGUACUCAAUAGCUUUUUGUCCUUUGCUUUGAUGUAUGUUGGUGUUUCUAACAGGCCUGUAUUACACCUUUAUGUCUUCACUUACUAGUUCUAAAGAGGUUUGGUGAACAUAAUGACAUCCUUGUCAUUUUGUCUCCUACACUUUUCCAGUUCUAUGGGUAACAAAAUGCCCUUGUUUGAGUCAGUCCAGUACUCUCCCGUGUUCAAUGCUUCAGUUCCAGCAGUGGCUGGAGACUCAUCAGGGUGUGAUUGAUUCAUUCAUUAAAAGUUCAAUCUGACUCUGCUCCCAUCAGUCUUUACCAUACUGCACUUUAUCAAAACCCAUUCCGAGAUUAUCGCAAAGCCAAGGAGGCCAUUAUCCCGAGAGUGUCCUACUCUGCAAGAACGUCGUCGUGCCUCACAGUGACCCGGUUUUCUAUUUCUGUCCCAUAAUACACCUAAACUUCCUGCUGUAGUGUACGGUUGUGCCAGUGUACAGUAUGUGGGUGGAGGGGGGUGACUGAUUAUAUACUACGUAUAUCCUUAGACACAUAAUGCUGAAUAUUUCUGGGGAAGACAGGAGGAGGUGGGGGGUGUUUUGCUUUUUUUUUUGGUCAGCAUUUGAAUGUGUAUUGUCAUUAUAUGCUUUAUUCCUUGUCUGAUUGUCUGAGUAUGUGUUUCAUGGCCUAUGUAAUGAUAAUUGAUGUAUACAGAGGUUAUACCAAGUCCUUCAACAUCCUACAAUUGAGGACAUUUAAUGCCUUGUAUAGGAAUUCAUCUGACAUCAUAGAUAUCUACAGAUAACGUCAUGUAAAUUAACUAUUUUAAUGGCAAUAGUAGUGUGUACAGUAAAAUACAUCAGUAGGCUACUUCUCCAUUCACUCUCCCACCACACUGUAUAAAGAAAGACCAAAAGCCCCUAUAUUAAACAGCAUGGAGGAAACGUC